Acyrthosiphon pisum (pea aphid) is the source of this 2156-nucleotide messenger RNA. RefSeq lists its product as uncharacterized. The record is from RefSeq and is a predicted model, not a curated record. The transcript is spliced from 11 exons. Bases 531 to 2030 code for a protein of 499 amino acids. NCBI's taxonomy places the organism in Eukaryota, Metazoa, Arthropoda, Insecta, Hemiptera, Aphididae.
AGAUAGUAUCUAUAGUGGUUGUCAUGAAGACAUGAACGAUGUGUGAUAACUCCAAAAAACUUGAAUUACCGAAAGUUUCAAUCCUAUUAAAUAAAAAUUGCUUAUUUUUACAUAUUUUUUUAAUUUAAACAUUUUGAAUUUCGGGUGAAUAGUAACAUGCCAACCGUGUAUACAAGCCAGACAGCUAUUUUAAAUUAAUACGAAUAAAUAAAGGCUGUAAUUAUUUAAUUUGAACGGUUUUUUUUUUAAAAAAUGUUUUAUAAAAAUGUUGUAGUUAUAAAAGUUUUGUAGUUAGAUAAUCAUAAAAAUUGUUAUCUUGUACUCCGUAAGACCCAAAUUUUGAUGUACUUGGAAGCGUUAUGAAUAUUUUAGAUCAAGAGAUAUAACAGCUAAAAUUUGCAAAACUGUUUCUAUUCACACACAAUUACGGUAGGUUUUUACGUAUUAUACGCUUAAAACUCCGCUUCAACUGAAUUCAGAUACUAUACUUUAUUACUUAGAGAUAUCAAAAAUAUUCCCAAAAACAAAAUAUGGAAGAAGAAGAUUUUAAAUUCAAAUAUAAUUCCGAAGAAGAUUUUAAUAGAGCUUACAAAAAAGUCAUUCGCCGUCGACAAAAACAAAUGGAUGAUCAACAUUGGAACAUUUAUAUGGAAUCAAUUAAAGAUACAGACUCUAAAAAAACAUUCACUAUUGAAAAUAAUACCGAAGUUAAACAAAGUGAACACUCAUUUAAUAAAGGCAGUAACAGCCACUUUAGUACAGAUGAUUCAGUAAAUGUACACUCAUUGCAUGAUCCUUCUGAUCUUAAUAAUAUUCAUGGACUUAGAAACCGUUUGUUUAUUACAUUUAAUGAAUUUUCUAAAAUAUUAGAAAAUGCACUUUCACCACCCGUUUUAAAAAGUGCUAAAAAAAAACAAAUUAAAAUUAAAGAAUGUGAUCAACUGCCAAAUAAUUAUAUAUGUGAUCUCAAUUCACUGCUCUCUGAAAUUAAAAAAGAAUCAAAAAAUGAAGACCUGCACGGUAAAAAAAAUAAAAACAAUGUCACAUUAAGAAAAAGCUUUCAAAUUAAGUUAAUUAAAUGCUAUAAAUUAGCAAUCAAUGCCACAAAGGAAUGUUCAAAAACCUUAGAAGCUGGAAUUUAUAACCCUAUCCAAAGUAAAAUGAAAAAUUUAAUCCAAAUUAUAUCAACUCUAUCACUUACUACCGGAAAAUAUAUAUAUGGUGAAUUAUAUAAGAAAAGAAAGAAAGAAAGUUUUGAUUUAGUUCAACAUUGCAAAGAUUUAGAUAAUAUGUUGGAGGAAUCUGGUUAUAAAGACACGGACAAUGACAAUCAUAGUAAUAAUAUGGAUAACAAUAUACUGAAAGAGCUUUCUAAGAUAGCUUUAAGUAAACCUGCUAAAACCCAAUCGUUUUCGGUCAACUCAAAUCGAUUAAGUAUGUAUAGUCAAGAUAAACCGAAAUUGGGAUCGUAUUAUGCUCAGGGAUGGUCAAAAAAAUCAUUUGAAUUAACAAGAAAUAAAGUUUUAUCAAAAAAAGACAAUAUAAAAACUGAAAAUAAUUUAGACGAUGUCAAAACUGUAAUGGAAGAAUAUCCCUUCGGAGAAUUGAAUGAAACAAACAAUAAAUUGUUUAUUAAAGAGAUACAAGAUGAAAAAUUAAUUGAUACUAAUGAAGCAAUUAAAUUUCCAACUGCUUCAAAAGUAUUAAAGUCAGAUAACAGUAAAAGGUCAGAAAAAAGUAACGUUGGCCUAUACUAUGUGAGACAUAACCCUUGGAAAAAUUUUCCUAUUAAAAAUAUAAGGCUCUCUAAGGAUAAUGAACGAAUUCUUUUAAAUAUAUCUCAGAAAGACGUAGAGGAAGCUCAUUCAGAUCGAAGAAAAUUUAAAGAAUAUAAAUUAAGAACAGAACGUGAUGAUAGUAUUGUUUCCAAGAUUACAGAAUUAGUUUUACAAGACCUCGUGAAUGAAGUGUUAACAAAAAUAUUUGAUGCAAUAAUAUUUGAAACAAUAAGAAGGGAAUUCAUUGAAUAAAAUAUGUAUAUUUUAUUCAAUGAAUUCCCUUUUUAUUAAUUGUAAUACAUUGUAUUGUAUAAAGUUGUUAUUUCUUUGUUAUCUUUCGGCUCAAUAAAAAUAAAAAUGAUGUUAUUAUAAACUAAA